GUAUGAAAGUUCCUAAUUCGGCUAACAGUGUCUGUGUACCCACUAGUAACAGUGAAAAGUCAGUGCUUGAGGCAAUUGCUUCUUUUCGCGAGGAGUUUAACGAGCGCAGUGACUCGUCAGAACUCGCUCUUAAAAAAAUGCAAGAGGACAUUGCAAGUGUUGUCAAAGACUUAGGAUCACUCAAGUCACAGUUUGAGGGUGUGAGAAAAGAGUGUGAGCAAAAUACUUCGCAAGUAAAAUACCUUAGAACUGAAAACGAACGUUUAAAUACUCAACUUAAUUUGUUAAAGUGUGAGGUGUCAGACCUACAACAGCAAACCAGGAAAAAUAACAUUAUUAUUGCUGGUGUGCCGAGAUCGCGAGGUGAGAAUAUUUUUCAAAUACUUGGGGAACUUGCUAGACUCUUACAAGUGAACUUUAACAGUUACGAUGUGUCUGCCGCCCAUCGUUUACCAUCUAAGAUGAGAGAUAAUCGUCCACCGUCAAUCGUAGUUAAUUUUGUUUCAAGACAGACAAAAACCCAGUGGAUUCACGCAAGGCGAGUGAGGAAAGUAAUGUCUGCCCAAGAACUGCAUCCUUCUUUUCCGAAUAUACAAAUCUACAUCAACGACCAUCUCACUGAGAAUAACAAUGCUAUUUACUUUGAGGCGAGGCGUCAAGUGAAGAGCGGCAAACUGGCGGCUGCAUGGGUCGCCGACGGACGAGUGCUGAUCAAGCGGACGCCGACCACGAACCCACAACGAGUAAAUCAUGUGGAGUUCUUUCAACAAUUUAUUGGACAAAAAUCAGCAACAAUUGAUGGCUGCCGAUACCGAGUCACACCCCGCUGCUCCCGAUGCGACAAGUGAUGAUGUAGCGGCUACACCAAACACGAAGGCGAUGGCUUCAGGAUCAGGCUCUUAAGUAUCGAAAUCGAUCAAACUGUGAGUUUUUAAUAAUUAUCUUCACCCACUGUGCAUAGGAGA
Molecule: messenger RNA, 965 nt
Organism: Nilaparvata lugens (brown planthopper)
Lineage: Eukaryota; Metazoa; Arthropoda; Insecta; Hemiptera; Delphacidae
Exons: 2
Coding region: 3-848 (281 amino acids)
Source: RefSeq, a predicted model, not a curated record